GCUAUAUUCAUGGUGGCGGGACGGGUGUGCUGCGCUCGACGGCGAAAAUCGAAGACAGAGAGCGGCGGCAAUCCAGCGACAAUCACUCUUGCCAACUUCAACUUGCAAUCAUCGCAGCGCACGGCAAGUUGAAGUUGCCUUGGACAGCAAUGCACAUGGAGGAGAUUUCUUCCCGGCGCUUAGUGCUCUGUUUCAGACCGCAUAUUUAGAUCCUCACCAGACAGCAGCAAGCGUCUCUUGGCAAUGAAUGAAGAGCAGACGCCCGACCAAGCUACGGUGGAGACUGGAUGGGAAGUGCGGCAGGACGACACCAGCGGCCAGGCGUACUACUGGAACUCCAUCACAGGAGAGACGUCAUGGGAACCCCCACCGCAUCUCGUUGGUGCUGUCGAAGAGUUUGCCGGUGCGAGUGAGAUCAUCCCUCCGUGGACUCAGGCUUAUGACGAUAGCGGCCGAGUUUACUAUCUCAACACGGGAACGAUGGAGACUCGGUGGACGCCACCGCCAACUGCUGGCGAACAGCUCGGAGAAGGUGAAGCC
Messenger RNA from Phytophthora sojae, 540 nucleotides. RefSeq lists its product as hypothetical. NCBI's taxonomy places the organism in Eukaryota, Oomycota, Peronosporomycetes, Peronosporales, Peronosporaceae. Gene Ontology annotation, biological process: tubulin complex assembly; microtubule-based process; protein folding. The annotation marks the transcript as partial. Gene Ontology annotation, molecular function: tubulin binding. The transcript has a single exon. Gene Ontology annotation, cellular component: cytoplasm; prefoldin complex. The record is from RefSeq and is a predicted model, not a curated record.